Molecule: messenger RNA, 1872 nt
Organism: Aspergillus chevalieri
Lineage: Eukaryota; Fungi; Ascomycota; Eurotiomycetes; Eurotiales; Aspergillaceae
Exons: 3
Coding region: 1-1872 (623 amino acids)
Source: RefSeq, a predicted model, not a curated record
AUGGCGUCACAAUUGGGCUUCACCAUAUCCUUUCUAGUUUUCUCUCUCUUCAAGCACUCAUGUAUACCUUCUCUUAUAUGUGACCUGAAUAUAUCACUUGCUGUGGCCAUGGAGACCGCUCCGCUCACCUUGGCCCAUACCCAUGCGCGCAAUGCAGUCCUCGAGACUCGCAAAGCAAAUCCCGUAGCAGCGAGCGAGGAGCACGACCUCGCCGCUGGCGAGUUUUCGACUGCCGCUAAUACCAGCUCUGACCGCGAGGCCCUGAGGACUCUUCAGCUACUAGAAAGACAUCACAAAAAACUCGCAGAGAUUCUUCGUUUUCAGCAUGAAAAUCCUUCGAGUGCUUCAGCGGCAGAGACUACAUCUUCGCCUGCCACUACACCGGGGUUGAAUGCCCAGCAACCGGUUGCUCAGCAGCCUCCAAGACUUUCCGGGAAUAAAAGGCUGUCAACAAGAGAGGCCUCAUCUUCAAUCGCGAGUAAUCUGGCCUCCGCACGGGGGAUUCCAUCGCAUCCUCGUCGGGCCUCCCCUGCAUCGCCUACGCUUUCCUCGCAGCAGGCCGGGGCCAAGAUGACAGACAGCCCGCCCAGGGCCAGGACGGGUGAAUCGAAACUACGAGGCACGCAAUAUUAUCCAACUAAGGACCGCACAGGUCGUGUAUCAGCACCAAAACAACCAUGGUCCCCGCCAAGCAUCAGCCCUACGGAUAUCACGUCCCAACAGGUUGUCCCUGUAGAUGCAGUCGACUCCCCGCGACAGAAGCGGAUUACGGAAGAGCCUUUCCAGCGCUUUUAUUCCACUUUUGAAGGCUUGAUCUCCAAGAUAUCUGCACCCCUGGCAUUCGCAGGUCUCCCGCUGGGAACAGAUGCAAACCAGGCAGAAUCCACGAAAGGCAAAUCCUCCGCGGAAACGAGACUGGAUCGUCAACAGGCCAUCUCUGACCGCCCCAGCACAUCUACAGAGCCAGACGUCAGCAAAAUAUUCUCCAAGGCUGCCUUGCGAGCCGUCCGCGACGGAACGAAUGGGGCCCCGAACACUACCGCGGAAUCAUUCUACGUCGUCCCGACGACUGGCGGAACUGUCUCAUACGCUGGAAUACUAAGCAGAGCUGAAAAGGAAGCGCGAAGAAAUAGCUUUGAAGAAGUCGAUGAAGACUUUGUCGAUGCCCGAGAAACCCCAUCCCCAGAAAUGCGCCACAGCAUGACAGGAGCCAAAUCCAGGGUAGCCCGCGGUGCAGAUAAACUCACAAGCCUACAAAACCCCAAAACACUGGAAGAGUUGCAAAUGGAGAAUCAAGCCCUAAAACACCUAUCAGACACACUCUCGAAACGUCUACACAUGUGGGAAGUCAACGCGCAGUCUUCCUCAAUGGCUCUGCAACAAUCCAUACGAGCAAUGCACCACCUUCCCUCCCCAGAACACCACCCCCUACCGGCACCGUCCGGAGGAUCAGCCGCUACAUCACCCAUUGCACCGCUCACCGCUGGUCCAUCAACGACAGACCACGAGCAACGCAUAAAGGAACUCGAAGAACUAGUCCGUACCAGCGAGAAAGAACUCGGUCAGGCGGGCCGUGAAAACGAGAAAUUACGAAAUGUGCUUGGUCGAUACAGAGAACGGUGGGAGAAGUUGAAAGAGGGCGCGAAGACUAGACGGGAGACUCAGGCUCAGGCUGCACAGCAAAGCAGGGAUGAGAAUGCUGCUGCUGCGCCUACUACGUCUACUCCUGCCGCCGCCGUCGCUCCUGUCGACGACGACAAAACGACCCAUCUCGGGGCGCAAGAGGAUCACGAGACUUCAUCGAGGCCAAAUGAGAACGCCGAUGACAGUGCGGAGCAGGAACAUCAAUCCAAAGACGUCUCUGAAGAUUAG